CCUGCAGCUGUGAACCUAACAGGGACAAAAUGAAAGCACAGCGUAUCUGCAGAGGAAGUGGCACCUUGGGUGGGGUCCCUGUUGCAGGAUGGACCAGGUCAGCCCCAUGUGUCUUGUCUUCAGGUCCCCCAACACAGGUGUUCACCAAGUAUUUGGAGAAUCAAUCAGUGAAUCAAUGAAGGAAUCCUGCCUUCACCUCACCGUGGCCCCCGUCUUUUCUUAUGCCCCAGAUGCUCACACACCUAAAGAAUCCUCCACCUUGCAGGACUGACCACUCGGUCCAGACAAGGCUGUGACCCUCCAGCUGCAGACAGGAGUUGAUUAGCUCCUUGGUGUAGACCAUGCUGCUCAGACAAGCACCUCAGAUGGGAGGAUCUUAGGAGACUCACUGUGUCCCAUGCCUCAUAUGCUCUCAGAGGUCCUGGUCCAGGCUCCAGUGGUGGAGGGAAGAGUGGAGAUGGGGGGCAGGAUACAGGGUCUGUUCUUGGUCUCUCCUCCCUGGGUGGGUCUCCAGGGUCUUGGACUGGGAGUGCGGGGGUCACAGGCUCUGUGCAGAGAGGGGGUGAGCUCCGCAGCAGCAGUUCCCCUUUUGUGAAAUCGUGAGACCUCAUGCUCCUCCCCAGCUUCCCGUGGGUCCUCCUCAGCUUCCCUCCCUCUGCCUUCCCUUCUCCUUCACCCACAGGAAGCCCAGACACCCUCUGUCUCUAGAUGCUGCUGCCAUCGCUGCUGCUGCUCCUGCUGUGGGCAGGUGAGUGGGCUGAGGGGAGAGGGAAGCUGGGGACUGCCGCUGACCCUGCCUUCUCCACAGGGUCCCAGGCUCAGGAUGAGAGAUACUGGCUGCAAGUGCAGGAGUCACUGACAGUGCAGGAGGGCCUGUGUGUAUACGUGCCUUGCAAAUUCUCCAACCCCAUGAGCUACUUGACUAGCCCUGUUCGUGGCUACUGGUUCCGGGAAAGGGCCCACAUAUAUUUGGAUGCUCCAGUGGCCACAAACAACCCAGAUCGAAAAGUACAGAAGGAGACCCAGGGCCGAUUCCGCCUCCUUGGAGACCCUCGGGACCACGACUGCUCCCUGGACAUCAGAGAUGCACAGAGAAGGGACUCGGGGACGUACGUCUUCAGGGUGGAGACAGGGAUUAAUAUAAGAUAUAGUUACAGACAGAAUCAGCUCUCUGUGCAUGUGACAGCCCUCACCCACACACCUGACAUCCUCAUCCCUGAGACCUUGGAGUGUGGACACCCCAGGAACCUGACCUGCUCUGUGCCCUGGGCCUGUGAGCGGGGCACGCCCCCCAUCUUCUCCUGGAUGUCAGCGGCCCUCACCGCCCUGGGCCCCAGGACCCACCUCUCCUCAGUGCUCACCCUCACCCCACAGCCCCAGGACCAUGGUACCAACCUCACCUGUCAGGUGAAGUUCCCUGCAGCUGGUGUGAAGGUGGAAAGGACCAUCCAGCUCAAUGUCACCUGUGCCACACAGAACUCGACAGCUGAUGUCUGCCCAGUGGAUGACAAAGGGAACCUGGAAACCAGGGCAGGAGUGAUUAAAGGUGCCAUUUGGGGAGCUGGUGUCACCACGCUGCUUGCUCUCUGCCUCUGCCUCAUCUUCUUUGGAGUGAAGACCUGUAGGAAGACAGCAUCCCGGAGAGCAGCGGGCGUGGACGACAUCCACUCAGUUGUAGGGCCAGCUCCCCUGUUUAUUAUAAAAGUAUAUGAUGAAGGAUACAGAUGACCAUCCAGAUAGAAGAGAUGUGUGGAGCUCCCAAGCUAUUUCCAGGUAUGCCACCCUCCGCAUAUUCACCAACCCAGAAACUCCCUAACCGCCACCCCCAUACUAUUGGGAUUUUUAUGGACAUAGACAUGAUUGAUCAUUACCUCUAUUUCCCACCCCUCUCCCCUUCCUGGGGGAUGAGGACAUGGGGCUGGAAGUUCCAAGCUUCUAACCGCAGCUUUGUAUUUCUGUGACCAGCCUCCAUCCAGGAGCCAACCAAGAUUUGCAUCAUUAGAACAAAAGACACUGCUGUUGUCCAGGAAAUCCCAAGGGAUUUAGGAACUCUGUGUCAAGAACCAGGGUCAAAGACCAAACAUUAGACCAGAAGAUGCUCCUAGCACUCUUAUCACUUAGGAAAUUUAAAAGGGUCUUAGGAAAUCUGUGCAGGAACCAAGGGUAGAU
Neofelis nebulosa (Clouded leopard) is the source of this 2169-nucleotide messenger RNA. Its product is annotated as myeloid cell surface antigen CD33-like. The coding region runs from base 709 to 1728 and encodes 339 amino acids. Gene Ontology annotation, biological process: cell adhesion. The record is from RefSeq and is a predicted model, not a curated record. Gene Ontology annotation, cellular component: plasma membrane. Gene Ontology annotation, molecular function: sialic acid binding. The transcript has 6 exons. Lineage: Eukaryota; Metazoa; Chordata; Mammalia; Carnivora; Felidae.